AUGAUAAAAAGCAGGAUAAAUUGACACUCACCCCACUCCUCUGAUUCUGCAAUUUUAAGAAAAGAAACAAUGACUAAGACUUAUACAAAAGUAGACCAAUUAAAUAGAAUUCUUAAGACUCGCUCUAUAACAUUUUUUAAAAAUCAAGAAGAAUCACCCCCUACUAUCACUCAUAAAAAUAAAGAUCUCAAGAGUAAAAUAUCUGAAUUAAAAGAAUUUAUAAGAGAUCUACGCAAAAAGGCCAACACAGCAAAUGAUAAUGAACAAAAUCUUAAAAAACUGAAAAUAACAUUACAAUCUUCAAAAGAGGAAGAAAAACAAUUAAAAAGCGUUCUUAAAUUUCAUGAGAAUAGUAUCAAAGAAAUAUAUUUUGCUUUAAAAAAUAAUGAAAAUCCAACACAAUUGUUUACUUUAGCAGAAAAAAUAAAAUCAAAUAAAAGUUCUUUAUACUCAAUUGAUAAUAUACGAAUGACCUACCUUCCCGUGGAGGGUGUCCUUAUGUGUAUUCGGAAGUUGUUGUUUUUGGUGCAGUAAGUAUCCAAGCGUUGGCUUAGCCUCUAAGUGAGGCCCAGAUCGAUUUCCACUAAUUAUUGGCCAGCUCGAGCAGCUUUUUUGCCAGCAGCACCCAGGCCCAUAGCGGGUACCCUAAAUUGUUUUGUGGCCUGGAACGAACCUGCGCAAGCACGUUUAGUUUUUUCCUCAGAGAAGAAGAUAUUAAGGGCUAGUCUCUCCAGUAUAAAAGGAUACCUUAGCAGGACGAUCUCACCUAAAUCUACGCAGAGUUGGGAAUUUGGCAGUGAUUGGAAAUGGAAGUUACUAGCACACUCUGAUUUUUCCAGAUGAAGAGCAAAAAUGCUUCUACGGGAAGCCGGGAUUAAACCGGACUCAAGCUGCUUCGAGGGAGUCCAGCCCGCAGGCCUUCACCGCAGAAAGCACGAUGUUUCAGGAAGUGGGGACUUCAAAUACUCAUCAUUAAUCAAUCUAAUUUAACAUUCAAUUGAUAUUAAAUUUGAGACACAAGAAAAUAAGCCAAAUAAUCACUUAUCCCCAAAGUCUAAAUUUCUGAAUAGUCCAUACAAUUCUCCUUCAUUCUCCUAUCACCGAAAAACUAAAAGCCAAACUUUUAUAACACCAAUAGCCCUAAACUUAGACUCAAAGUUAAACUCAAUAAAAAAGCGAACUAAAAGUGUCCUAGACAAGCUUAAUUUGGACAGAAAAACUAGGAUAAAUAAUUAA
Molecule: messenger RNA, 1236 nt
Organism: Blepharisma stoltei
Lineage: Eukaryota; Ciliophora; Heterotrichea; Heterotrichida; Blepharismidae
Source: the annotation of a GenBank genome assembly